AUGGGCCGCCUCGACUUGUCUUCUCUUCUCAACACCGGCAUGUACGCUGACAUCCACCUUGUGUGCACUGGCAAAAAGGGGAACAAGCAGACCUUCAAGGUUCACCGUUCAAUUGUCUUCUCCCAGUGCCAGAAACUAAAGGAGCUGGUUCUCGAGUCGUCAACUGUUCGUGAUGAACUCUUCGGGGUCGACGUCGUCGAUUUGCCGCUGGAACCGGAGAUCUUCGAACGCGUCCUUGCCUUUUUGUAUUCCGGAGAGUACCAGGUCCGAUACCAGGCUGCGGGGACGCAAGCAGAAGAUGGGGAGGAGGAAGUGUGGGACAACACUCCGCACUCUCUGUUCUACUCCACCCGAAUCUGCGGAAUGGCCCAACAAUUCGAUAUCAUCGACCUCUUCUCAGAGUCUGCAGCCGCGCUCUGUGCCGCUGUGCGCAACGCUCUCUUUCACGUCGACUUGCCUGCCGUUCUCGAUGAGCUUUAUGCGACCCUAGGAACGAGCCCCUACUUCACCCUUCACCUGGCAUCAAUCCCUCAUAUGGUGGCUCAUAAAAUGAAGCGGUUCAAAAUCGUCAGGACGCAUCUUCGCCGGGUCCUCUUCAAGCAACCCGUCUUGGCUGCUGACAUUCUCGACGCAACCAUGGAGGCCCUCGAAAAGAGAUGGCACGACCUGUCGAAGCUGUACAGGAUAUCGAAGAAGGCGAGGCGGACCAGGGAGUUGAGCACGAUGAGCAACGCCGUUCUCGCCGUUGUCGCCGAGAUGAUGAUGAUUCGGACCUGGAGCAAGAAAGAAAUGUGA
Colletotrichum aenigma is the source of this 795-nucleotide messenger RNA. RefSeq lists its product as uncharacterized. The record is from RefSeq and is a predicted model, not a curated record. NCBI's taxonomy places the organism in Eukaryota, Fungi, Ascomycota, Sordariomycetes, Glomerellales, Glomerellaceae. The coding region runs from base 1 to 795 and encodes 264 amino acids. The transcript is spliced from 3 exons. Gene Ontology annotation, molecular function: protein binding.